Messenger RNA from Penicillium malachiteum, 4233 nucleotides. Its product is annotated as Mtc5p. The record is from RefSeq and is a predicted model, not a curated record. Gene Ontology annotation, molecular function: protein binding. Lineage: Eukaryota; Fungi; Ascomycota; Eurotiomycetes; Eurotiales; Aspergillaceae. The transcript is spliced from 2 exons. The coding region runs from base 1 to 4233 and encodes 1410 amino acids.
AUGUCGAGCUCCAUGGAGCCACGGCCGCUUACGUCGGCCUUUGAGAGCCCGACCUUCGAUGAGGACAGCUCAUUUCAUGUGGAACAACCUGUUGGGUCCAUGUCGAUAUCCCCAUGUGGUCGGGAUGUGGUGUUGGCUUCCAAAGAGGGUCUCCAUGUCAUUGACUUAGACUCCCCAUAUUCUCCGCCCCGCUAUCUGCCGCACCACACACCAUGGGAGGUCGCCGACGUGCAGUGGUCGCCGUUCGCAUCCAGGGACUAUUGGGUAGUGAGCACAUCGAAUCAGAAGGCCUUAGUGUGGAACUUGGCCAUGAAAACAUGGCAGAAUUCGAUUGAGCAUGUGCUGCAUGCACAUUCCCGUGCUAUCACCGAUGUCAACUUCUCUGCAUUCCAUCCCGACCUUCUAGCUACCUGUGCGGUUGACAGCUUUGUUCAUUGCUGGGAUCUGCGAACUCCAUCUCGCCCGGUCAUAUCGUUUUCAGAUUGGUUCACAGGUGCCACGCAAGUGAAAUGGAACCGACAGGACCCGCAUGUAAUUGCGAGUUCUCAUGACAGAUUUCUACGUAUCUGGGAUGAUAGAAUGGGUGCUUACCCAAUUCGGUCAAUCGAGGCCCAUGAUACAAAGAUCUAUGGUAUUGAUUGGAAUAGAGUGCGAAGAGGCGCUCUGACAACUUGCUCACUUGAUAAGACCAUCAAGUUCUGGGACUAUACGUCAGAAACAGAUGAGCCAGAGAAAUUAAUAAAGACUCCAUUUCCAGUGUGGCGAGCCAGAAACACUCCGUUUGGAUGGGGUGUAACCGCCAUGCCGCAACGUGGCAAUAGUGAUCUUCAUCUUUAUAGCCGGCGAGUUGGCGAGGGGGACAACCCAGAGGAUAAUUUACCUCUGGUCCAUAGUUUCCCUGGACACAAGGGUCAGAUUAAAGAAUUUCUUUGGAGACCUCGCGGCGGUGUUGUCGAUGGGAUUGAUCACCGAGAGUUUCAGCUCGUGACUUGGGGCACGGAUCGAGAACUUUGUCUACAUCGCGUGAACCCUGAAAUCUUGCAGCGGGUGGGAUAUGAGAAAGGCAAGUCAUUCAUAUCGACGCGCAAUGUGACUCGCCUGGGGGCUGUAUAUCGCAGCUUCAGAGAUGUGAACUCGGAUUUAGACCUGGAAGAACUUGAGUCUGCGUCCUCGAUUCAGAAUAAUGCAACUACGCAUUACCCUGGAGGACCUGGCAUGAAUGCAAUCUCAGUACCCCAUGCUCGUGCCUGGACGAAGACCGCACAGACUGAUGCGCGCAUGGGCAUGCAGCCAAGAUCCAAUCUACGGGCAGAUACAAACCCCAUUGCAUGGAUGCGCGGCGUGAAGAUAUCGGGCUGGGACAUUGAGACACUGGGAGAUGAGAUCAGUCACGUUGGAGAGAAGUUUACCAAGGUUGCAUUUGAAUCGGUGGAUGUUCGCCAAAGAAAGAUCUCCAUAUCUUUGAAUGGGCCGUGGGGUGUGAAUGCCGACUCUCUCUUUUUGAAAGUGGAUAUCAAAUUCCCCGUCAGUUACCCGAAAACCGCUAUCCCGACCUUCAACUUCCAAAAGACUGCAGCGGUUACAGAUGAGCUCGCUAGCAGGAUCGCAGCUGAGCUGAGAACAAUCGCGGAGACGUACAUGUCCCGGAAACGAGGUUGCCUCGAAGGUGCUGUACGUUAUCUCCUGGGCGAGAGUUCUUUGGAAGACAGCAUUGCCUGGAUUCUGGGUGAGACUACCGAAAAUAUAAAGUCUCCGAUUAAUGGUGAAUUGGAGGGCGAAUCUAGCGAUGAAGACGAGGUCGGAAUGACACAGAGUCAGGAACUGGGCAUGAGUUCCGAGUUGCUUCGUCCGGUAAAUGCGAAUGUCAUGGUACCCGUAGCGAAAGGAUGCGGUGCACUAUGGGCCAACGAUGGCCGUCUUGUCUGUUUUUUCCCACCCAAAAAGACCAAGUCAACCGCAUUAUUUGAAAACCUCAGUUUCAAAGAGAUGGGCAGAUUGUCCCGCACAGACAAGGUUUUUGAAGGCUUCGGGCGCCUGCAGACCACCUCCCCGGGCCCACGCAUGACCGGUACUAUCACAAGCACGGAUGAUGGUGCAUCCGAUUACUCCGACGAUUCGUACUCCGAGGCUUCAAGCUUCUCGGGCUCUUCUGAUAGCCUGUCUGGAUUACCAGCCUCUCGUUUCCAACCUCCACAAACCUGGCGCAGUGCUGGUAGCGUGGGAAUUUACCGGCCAAGGUCUACGGAUAAUUCUCAAAGAUCUACAGGAGGUCCUUCAACAUCCAAGUUGGGCGACCCAGCUCAAAAUGUGGUUUCUAUUCAUGACUUCAGCGACAUGCUGCCUGUUCAGCGGGAAUUGGCUAGCAAGUAUCGUAUCUGCGGCAAGGGCACAGAUGUGUGCGCUCACAAUGCUGCCGUUGCGCUCGAUGCAGGGUGCUAUGAAUUGGCUCAGAUUUGGGGUCUUAUCAAGCUGAUCCUGCACGUGCGAAGAAAAACUGCCUCUCCUUUCGAAUCAAGAAUGGGAUUGAAGAGGAUGUUCAAAAAGGAGGGUAUUGACCUCAGUUAUAGCAUAGAGAGAGAUGGGCCAUACAAAGAUCUUGCAAAUAGCGUCAUCCGAUGGGGUGAUCAUCCAAUGGGCAGUCACUGGCUCGUCCCAGCUCUCUUCGAUCACUUUGAGCGCAUCGGUGAUGUGCAAAUGGUCGCCAUGCUGUCUUGUGUGCUGUUCGAGCCACACGACGAAACGCGCCCCGAAAAGACAGAGGACUAUACUGAGCAACAUGUCUUUUCUCUUGAACUCUCUUCUGUCGCAUCAACAGUGCAGAUGAAAUCGCAGGCUGCGACACCUGCUUCAUCGAUCCCUAGAGAGCCGCAGAACCUGCUUCCUCAUCCUUCCGCACGAUCUUCGAGUGAGCUUUGGCGAGCGGAAUCUACUCCUCCUCAUUCCACAGGCACCACGCCUCCUUACACCUCUCGCCCUCGUGGUAUUGCCGCCGAGAAAAAAUCGCAAAGCCAAAAUGUAUCGAUAGCUGCAUCUCCUGAUCUACCACGAAGUGGAUCUGGGCUUGGCUCCGUUCUGGCCUCCUCACUGUCGCGAUCAUUCACAUUUGGGCCGUCAUCGGCAUCUCCACCGGUACCCCAUCUGAGCAAAAAGAAGCAGAUUCUCCCAGAAAGCCCGAGUGUGGCAACUACGACAACCAUGGCAGCGACCCAAUCUGAUACAGAAAGCGAUCGACCUCCACAGAUAGUGAAACCUGCAGUACGAUUCAAAGUCACAUUCAAGAACCAAAGUGCAUUCGAUGGCGAUGAAACAACAACGGAUUCGUCUCUGCUAGACCGAAGUAAAGAAUGGCUUUGGAAGUCAUACCGCGCCGCGUAUGCCGAUAUACUAUCCAUGUGGGACCUGCCAGUCCAACAGGCCGAGGUUAUGAAGAUUGGUACCGUGGCCGAUGAUAGAGAAGACAUGCACAUGAGCCACUAUUGGAACAGUCACAGCUACAAGAGACCUUCCAUCGUCGAAACAUCAGCGAAUGAUGCUUUCAAUAACCAGAACAGCCUCGACUUUCAACGUCACUGCGCCAACUGUGGCCACCCUCUGCAGACAUCUAUCUUCGCUCCAACGCCUGCAGUUCCUGAUACUCCGUCUAAGCGUCACAACCAACCGACCUUCCAGCGAUGCUCGAACUGUAGCCCGCGUCAACCUCUCCCAAUGAAGCUUCCUUGCAUUAUCUGCCGUGAAGUUGUCGACGGGAUGUUGGUACCCUGCCUUAGCUGUGGCCAUGUAAGCUGCUUCGAAUGCCAUCAACAGUGGUUUCUUUCUGAAACAACCGAUAAACCCGAUAAUAUCACUCCCCCGUCUUGUCCCACAGGAUGUGGCUGCAACUGCUCCGAACACAUCGUGGCGAAGGUUUCCAUGCCACAGUGGGAACCGACCUCCCCGCAACCCCAACCUCGCGAAAGUCCAAGUGGACCUAUUAGACCUUUCUCUCAUGAGAAACGUCAUCGUCGCCGCCAAUCUGAGCCCUCGGGCCAUAAUAGCUCGGGUGGAAAUACUCCUACUUCUAGGAACAAACCAGGCCAGCAUGAUUCCGACCUGGAUCUAUGGCAAACUUCUUCCCCCUUUGCAUCGCUUGCACGAGGAAUGGGCGGAGGUCUUAGCCAGGGCCUGGGUGCGAAAGCAGACCGGAAGAAAAACCGGUCUGUUGCCAUUACCACACCGAAGCCUAAGCGCAGAUAG